Menidia menidia (Atlantic silverside) is the source of this 2938-nucleotide messenger RNA. NCBI's taxonomy places the organism in Eukaryota, Metazoa, Chordata, Actinopteri, Atheriniformes, Atherinopsidae. The record is from the annotation of a GenBank genome assembly.
GCAGUGGCACGGACAGCUUUCACGGCUGUCGGGUCCUGACACAUUGUUGAGGUCUGGGAGCCCAGGAGAUAGUUUGCGAGCACCAUCGAAUGAAUAAAACUACUUCUUAAAACUGAAACUGACACUGGUUCAGUUCAUGGGCUAAUUAUACAUUUCGGUUUGUUGCUUUGAACAAAAAGCGACGUUUUAUUUGCGUCGUUGAAGCAGAAAUCAAAUCAGGUGAGGGGAAGCUUCUCCUUCUUUGGUGAAAUCAUGGAGCUGGCGUACGUGUGUGAGUGGGAGAAACGGCCAAAGAGCACACAUUGCCCGUCCAUCCCGCUGGCCUGUGCUUGGUCCUGCCGGAACCUGGUGGCCUUCACCACCGACCUGAAGAACGACAGCGAAGACAAGGAAGUCAGUCACAUGAUCCACAUCAUCGACACCGAGCACCCCUGGGACGUCUUCUCCAUCAGUUCUGGGCACUCUGAGGUCAUUUCAUGUCUGGAGUGGGACCAAUCAGGCUCGCGGCUGCUGUCGGCUGAUGGCGACGGCCACAUCAGGUGCUGGUCCAUGUCGGAUCACCUGGUGAACAGCUGGGAGAGCGUCCUGUCCAGCUCCCUGGAGGGUGACCCCAUCAUUGCACUGAGCUGGCUGCACAACGGGGUCAAGCUGGCGCUACACGUGGAGAUGUCGGGUUCCACCAAUUUCGGCGAGAAGUUCUCACGGGUGAAGUUCUCGCCGUCUCUGACGCUGUUUGGCGGGAAGCCCAUGGAGGGCUGGCUGGCGGUGACGGUGAGUGGGCUGGUCACCGUGUCCCUGCUGAAGCCGGGCGGCGCUCUGUUGACGGCGAGCGAGAGCCUGUGCCGGCUAAGGGGUCGUGUGGCGCUGGCCGACAUCGCUUUUACCGGAGGAGGGAACAUCGUGGUGGCGGCCACCGAUGGCAGCAGCUCCUCUCCCGUCCAGUUCUACAAGGUGGUCGUGAGCGUUGUCAGUGAGAAGUGCCGCAUCGACACGGAGCUGCUGCCCUCGCUGUUCCUGCGCUGCACCACCGACCCCAUGAGGAGGGAGAAGUACCCCGCCGUUACACACCUCAAGUUCCUGACCAGGGAGAACUCGGAGCAGGUGCUGCUCUGUGCGUCCAAUCAGAGCGGCAGCAUUGUGGAGUGCUGGUCUCUGAGGAAGGAGGGACUACCGGUCAAUAACAUCUUCCAGCACCGCUCGCCAGUCGUCGGGGAGAAGCAGCCGACCAUCCUGAAGUGGCGCAUCUUGACGACCACCGGCGACCUGGAGCGGGUGUCCGCCGUUGCUCUGCCCAAACUGCCCAUCUCCAUCUCCAACACUGACCUGAAGGUGGCGUCGGACACCAAGUUCUGCCCCGGCCUCGGUGAGCAGGACCCCGCAGAAACUCCUUCAGAGAAUUCACGUCUGGCUCUGGCGUUUCAUGACGGCAGCAUUCAGAUCCUCCACCGCCUCUCCCUCCACACCAUGGGCGUGUUCUACGGCUCGUCCUCCGCUCAGCGGCCCGGAGACGAGGCCGCCAUCAAACGCCAGAGGGCUGCAGGGCCCACCCUCCACUUCAAGGCGCUGCAGUUCUCCUGGACCUCGCUGGCGCUGGCUGGUGUCGACAACCACGGCAAGGUUAUUUCUGGUGCUAAUAACGUGUGGCGUUUGUUGGGGCAGCUCCACAUGCUGCGGGUGUCGCCCUCCAUGGGGCAGGUGCUGGAGAUGAACACCACGCUGCGCCACCUGCUGUUCCUGUUGGAGUACUGCAUGGUGACGGGCUACGACUGGUGGGACGUGCUGCUGCACGUGCAGCCCGGCAUGGUGCACAACCUGGUGGAGAAGCUGCACGAGGAGUACAUGAGGCAGAACCAGGCGCUGCAGCAGGUGCUGGCCACGCGCAUCGUGGCCGUCAAGGCCUCCCUGUGCAAGCUCUCCACGGCGACGGCGGCCCGGGCGUGCGACUUCCACGCCAAGCUGCUGCUGAUCGCCAUCAGCUCCACCUUGAAGUCGCUGCUGAGGCCGCACGUCCUCAACACCCCCGACAAGAGUCCGGGGGACCGGCUGACGGAGAUCUGCGCUAAGAACACGGACACAGAUAUCGAUAAGGUGAUGAUCAAUCUGAAGACAGAGGAGUUUGUGCUGGAUGGCCCCCCCCUUCAGUCCCUGCAGCAGCUCAUCCAGUGGGUGGGAGACUUUGUUCUCUACCUGCUGGCCAACCUGCCCAACCAGGGCUCGAUGGUUCGGCCGGGCUUCGGCUUUAUGCGGGACGGGGCGUCUCUCGGGAUGCUGAGGGAGAUGCUGGUGAUGAUCCGCAUCUGGGGUCUGCUGAAGCCCGGCUGCCUGCCCACCUUCACCGCCACGUCCGACACCCAGGACAGCAUGCAGCUGCUGUUCCGUUUGCUCACCAAGCUGUGGCUCUGCUCCCGGGACGACGGCCCCCCCCAGGAGCCCGAUGAGAGCCUGAUAGAUGAGUGCUGCCUGCUGCCCAGCCAGCUGCUGGUUCCCAGCAUGGACUGGCUGCCCGUGAACGACGGCGUCAUGGUGAAGCUUCAGGGGAAGCACCCGCUCCGGCUGCAGUUUGGGAAAGCCUCGUCCUUACCGGGAGCCGGAGGCUCCGUCCCCCUGGAGGCAUUCACCAGGAGUCCCGGCUGCCAGAAGAUGGACAACCUGCGCUGCGUCCACAUGGGCGUGUGCCCCACCGAGGAGAGCAAGGCCUGCACCAGGUGCGGCUGUGUGACGAUGCUCCGCUCGCCCAACAAGACAAACGCCAUGAAGCAGUGGGAGCAGCGCUGGAUCAAGAACUGCCUGUGUGGAGGCCUGUGGAGGAGGAUCCCGCCCACUCUCACCUGACCUGCCUGUGGUUUUGGCUCUGAUCCAGAACACAAUGUUCAAACUGUUGCCUGUAAAUAGAAUGUUUUUUUUUUCGUUUUUUUUUUUAAUAAAAGCGAACAAAGUA